Paramecium octaurelia is the source of this 2141-nucleotide messenger RNA. Lineage: Eukaryota; Ciliophora; Oligohymenophorea; Peniculida; Parameciidae. The record is from the annotation of a GenBank genome assembly.
AUGAAGAAGGUAAGAAUCCAUAAUGAUCAUUUUGAUGAUGUUGAAAAAAUCAAUAGCUUGAUUGGAUUCAAUGAAAGUAAAAAUUAAGAAUGCGAUAAAUUGUUUGAUGAUAUUAAUAAAGAUCAAGAAAAUCUGAAUCAAUCGUUUACAUUAUUAAAAAAUGGAAUCAGAUAAAAAUAUUCAUUAUUAAAAGAAAGAUUUCUAUAAUUGAACUCAUUCUAAAUGAAUGAUUAUUUGAAUUCAACUGUCAAAUUUGUGGAAUACAAACAAUCAAUUACAAAAAUCAUUUCAGAUUAGACUAACAAAUUAAUUCAAACAUUUAAUAACUUAUAUUAAUAAUUAAAAUUAUCAUCUUUAAAUUAUUAUUAUAUUGAUGAAAAUUCUAUAAAACUAUCCAUAGAGUUAUUUGAUAAAGGUAAGCAUUUUAUGAAAAUUUAGGUUUUGGAUUAUAUGAGAAGGAUAAAUAUGCUGAGGCAAUAGAUAUAUUUGAUGCUUCAAUACAAUAAAAUCCAAAUAAUCAUUUAUCUUUAUGGUGUAAAGGUAAAAAUACUCGUUAAAUAAUAGGUUUGUGUUUAAAAUAGUUAAAUAACUAUGAGGAUGCAAUUACUUGGGUGGACAAAGCAUUAGUUAUUGAUCCUAAGCAUGUUUAUUCCUUAUUUGUAAAAGGUAAAUUGAAUCAUAAUUUUAUUAAUAGGUUAAUGUUUAAGAUAGUUAAAUAAAUAUGAGGAUGCAAUCACUUGGGUGGACAAAGCAUUAAUUAUUGAUCCUAAUGAUGCUGAUUACUUACAUGAAAAAGGUAAAUUGAAUCAUAAUUUUAUUAAUAGGUUAAUGUUUAAGAUAGUUAAAUAAAUAUGAGGAUGCAAUCACUUGGGUGGACAAAGCAUUAAUUAUUGAUCCUAAUGAUGCUGAUUACUUACAUGAAAAAGGUAAAUUGAAUCAUAAUUUUAUUAAUAGGUUAAUGUUUAAGAUAGUUAAAUAAAUAUGAGGAUGCAAUCACUUGGGUGGACAAAGCAUUAAUUAUUGAUCCUAAUGAUGCUGAUUACUUACAUGAAAAAGGUAAAUUGAAUCAUAAUUUUAUUAAUAGGUUAAUGUUUAAGAUAGUUAAAUAAAUAUGAGGAUGCAAUCACUUGGGUGGACAAAGCAUUAAUUAUUGAUCCUAAUGAUGCUGAUUACUUACAUGAAAAAGGUAAAUUGAAUCAUAAUUUUAUUAAUAGGUUAAUGUUUAAGAUAGUUAAAUAAAUAUGAGGAUGCAAUCACUUGGGUGGACAAAGCAUUAAUUAUUGAUCCUAAUGAUGCUGAUUACUUACAUGAAAAAGGUAAAUUGAAUCAUAAUUUUAUUAAUAGGUUAAUGUUUAAGAUAGUUAAAUAAAUAUGAGGAUGCAAUCACUUGGGUGGACAAAGCAUUAAUUAUUGAUCCUAAUGAUGCUGAUUACUUACAUGAAAAAGGUAAAUUGAAUCAUAAUUUUAUUAAUAGGUUAAUGUUUAAGAUAGUUAAAUAAAUAUGAGGAUGCAAUCACUUGGGUGGACAAAGCAUUAAUUAUUGAUCCUAAUGAUGCUGAUUACUUACAUGAAAAAGGUAAAUUGAAUCAUAAUUUUAUUAAUAGGUUAAUGUUUAAGAUAGUUAAAUAAAUAUGAGGAUGCAAUCACUUGGGUGGACAAAGCAUUAAUUAUUGAUCCUAAUGAUGCUGAUUACUUACAUGAAAAAGGUAAAUUGAAUCAUAAUUUUAUUAAUAGGUUAAUGUUUAAGAUAGUUAAAUAAAUAUGAGGAUGCAAUCACUUGGGUGGACAAAGCAUUAGUUACUGAUCCUAAGCAUGUUUAUUCCUUAAGUGAUAAAGGUAGGUUGAUCAAUAAUAUAUAAUAGGUGAAUGUUUAAGAUUAUUGAAAAAAUAUAAUGAAUCCUAAUAAUUUCUAGAUAAAGCACUCUCCAUCAAUCCUCAACAUACAUUUUCUCUUUAAGCAAAAGGUAUCUACAUCUUUAAUUUGCAGGAGAUUGCUUAAGGGAUUAAUAAAAAUACAAAGAAGCACUGAUUUAUUAUGAGAAAUCUUUAAAGAUUGACCAAAAUGAUUAAUAUUCAAAUAAAUAAAAGGGUAAUCAUAACUUAUUAAACUAGAAUUCUGCUAAAAGAAACUUAAUCAGUGA